AUGAAGCUACUUUCCACAGUUGCCUGGAUGGCCAUGGCGGCACUCCUGCCCACGGUAGCGACAGCCGCACCUACGAAAGCACCUACCAAGGCGCCCUCGCCAGCCCCCUCCACGGCACAACCCAGUGCUUCUCCCAGCGAUGUCCCGUCGCAAUCCCCCACCAAGCACGAAGCCGAAUCGACCAUUCUCGACGAAGCCUUGGACGCCUUUUCGGCAGAUUUUCUCGAGAUUGCCACCGUUGGCAAUCUCGAUGUUACCAUUCCCUUGAUUGGAGUCUCGGUCAAGGAUGUCGUCGGAGAUGGAGGAAUCUAUGCCGCCCUCAAUUUCACCGAGUUUGUUCCCGAAAAGAUUGGAUCCAACACGGAUGCCACCUUGCCGGCAGAAGAUGUGCAACGCCUCCUCAAUGAAUUUGCCGAUGCACAGACGGGUACCACCGUCCAAGUCUAUUCCAGUGAUGAGUCCGCGCUUUGUCCCAGUGCCACUCCGCAAACAGAGCCCAUUGAAGCCAGUUGGGUCGAUGCCAAUCAUCAGGAAAUGAAAAUUGCCUUUUGUUUGAGUGUCCCCUACUCCCAGACGGUGACCCUGGAUACCAACGGAUUGUUUGAUGCAUCUGCAUCACAUGUAUUGGUGGAAACAUCGGCGAGUAUGACCGUCACCGCCACGGUGAUCGUCGCGGCGGAACUCACUGUGUUCUUUGAUCCCGACGCGCAAGGCAAAGUCACGGAACCGCAGUUUGCCAUUGAUCCCAUUACGUGUACCAUGAGUGCCGUCGAUGGAGGGGUCGACUUGAAUUUGGUACUGGGUGUCCUCGAGCUUUCAUCCACCGCCAAUGCCGACUUGUCCGUCGGAUUCACCUUUUGUUUUGAUGAUGCGGCCGCCUGUGGAGACAGUCAACUGGGAACGUCCAAUGUGUACUUGACCAUUACGGGAUCGUACACCAUUGGUGGAACCGUCACGGCAACGUCCACCGUGCCUGGAUUGACAUUGGAUCCCAGUGCCGACUUUACCAUUUCGGGAACGGGAAUCAUGGACAAUUACGUCCCCACCAUUUCCGUUUCCAACUUGAAUGACCUCGAUGGAUUUGUCAGCUUUUCACCCGCAAAUCUGCUUCGCAUGUUGCGACAGAUUGAAGCCACCAUCUUUCGUCUGCAAGAACACGAGUACUUUCUCACCACCAGUAUCCCAUUGACGGAUACUACCUUUUCCACUGCCCUUGCCACCGGAUCUGUCUUUUUGGCCAACAAGUACUACGUGGCCAUUCCACAAGCCUUGUCGGUGCGCCCCAAGAAAUCGCGUACCUUGUUGAGUUCCGAAGCCUUUGAUUCCACCUUGAGUGCCAGUGCCGGCAAGACGUACGAGUUGGUCUACACGCUUGGGCCGGAUCUAUUGGCUAAUCCCAGUGACCUUGCUGCCGUCGAUGAUUUGGCCGAAUCCACCGUUUGUCCCUUUACGCUGGCGGCCAAUAUGAGUACGGUCGAAGAUUUCGCACAAGCCGUGGUCGACGAGACUGCGACCUGUACCAUUAACGUGUGCCGCAUGGCCGAAGCCAACGCUUGUACUCGCGAUGAUGCCUCGUCGGCUCCCACGUUGGAUAUUCGAGGAAGUUGCAUUGAUACCUGUCAUGUCGUGGUCGAUACCUACUUGGAUGAUGAUGGCAACGACCGCAUGUACAUUACUUCGGUGGUGGAUGCGGACAAUACUACCGAUGUCGUCUUUCUCAGUUUGAACGAAGAAGCGUCGGUGCGUGCCGGUCCCACCAACUUGUAUGGGUUCCCUCUCAAUCAGGCGGCAACGCCCGAGUUGGUGCCUCGGUUUGACAGUAUUGUCGACUUUGUCGAUACCUUGGCGAAUGCUGUGACGACCCAGUUUCCUGGUGUCACCAUUGGCUUUGAAUAUGUUGCACCCGCAGGGGAUGACUAUGGCCGCUACGAACUCAACAUUGUCGUGGGCAAGGAUAACACCAUUGACGCCAAUUGGAGCCCACCUGAUGGAGAUCUUGGAGACUUUGGAAGCGUUGCCAUUGAAAGUGCCAGCCUUGCCUUGACGGCAUCAGCGUCGUUUUCGACUGGAUUUGCUAUCGUCUUGGGUCCUGACUCGACAGAGUCUCUCACAAUGUUGGGAACGGCUUGCAACACUGCCGACACUUCUGGUUUUCUAUGCGCUCUAGAAGAGACCCAGUUCAACAUUACCUAUGUCAUUCAAGACGGUGACCCGAUCAACCACGUGAUUACUGUGCCCGCGGCCGCCUCGUCGACCUCCAAUGCGUCUUCGACUCUCUUGACUGCCCUCAACGCCAUGGACACUGGCAACUUUCCCAAUGGGAUUGCCACCAUCACCGAAAUUGGCUCGAAUCUGAUUAAUAUCGAGUUUGAUCCCGACAUUAGUGAGAUUGAACUCGACGCCCAAAAGUACUGUCAAGAUGCGACCAACAGCAGCAUUGUCGACAUGAGCUCCAAGGUCUUCCAGUGCGCAGACGGAUAUGUGCCCUACAAGAUUGCAAACUCGUAUGGUUUGGAGGAUCAGGUCACCUCGAAGGUCAGCUUCCAGCUCAUGGUUGCCCAGUCCAAGGUAGAAGCCACGGUGUCGCUGUCGGGCUCUGCUGACAUUACUGCCAACCUUAAUGAUGUGAUCAGUGUGGCGGCAACGGUUGCUGUUUCAGAGGUUGGCGGAAACGUCUCCUUAACGUGUGGGCUUGACCAGUACACAGCUUACUCUGACUGGGUGCAAGAUAUUGUGUCUCUGAACAACUUUGAUGCCUCGGCUACCGUUGACGGCUCCUUUACAGCCACGGUGGAUGCCUUGGCACCGUUCUCGGUGUCGGCGUCAGCGAAUGGAUACUUUACUACACCCUUUGACGUUGACUUUGUGAACCCUACCAAACCGGACAUCACUUUCGAUGUCGACCUUCCCAACGUUGGCGACGUCCGCUUCAUCACAUACAAAGAUGUUGUUUCUUGUAUGUCGCUAACUCAGACGUUCUUGGUUGGUGACGGCUCUGUUGAGUCUUGCUCUGACGGACUUUUGAAUUUUGACCUCCUUGGGAAGAAUCCAUUCUUCGAAAAGAUACCAAUUUUGGGAAAGCGUCCGUGCGCUUCGCUUGAUUUGCUUUCCGCGUACACUGACCUGAUUGAUUACUUGGUUGGCGAAGUCGAUGAGGGCAUUAAUACGACAUUUACUGCUCUUGAAGAGAAGCUGGAGUCUGCCUUAGCAGAUGUGGUCGCGAGCACCGGAGGAACUGCGGGCGUUACGUUUGCAACUUCCGUAGCGACUGAUGAUGAUGGUACUACUACCCGUGCCACGCUGACGGUGGACCUUGUCCUCGAAUGGUCUCUUUCCUUCCUCGAAGAAUUGGGUCUCAGCUUGAACGACAUCCUUGAUGGCGUCGACGUUGCCGGUGACGAAGUCUCCACUGCCAUUAAUGCUCUUCUUGGAGACGUUAUCCCUGCAAAUGGCUUUGGUGAGAUUACUUUCGACGGAACCAUCAAGUUCCAGUCCGGGAUUGGGCUUGAACGAACAGUUGAAUUGAGUCCACCCGACGGCACAGCAGCUUUCGAAGGAACUACUUGUUUCAUGCUGGGAACCUCGGGCCUGCAAAUGGGAUUCAAUGGUGGCACUGACGGUAGCGUUCUUGGCUUUGACGGAAUGCUUGGCCCCUUUGCUGGAACGUUCGGUAUUGAUUUGAACUUUAUUGACGGAGGAGGCCCCCUGGAUGGGCUGUCACUGGAUGUCAGUCUUGAUCCAAGCUUCAACUACUACCUUGAUGCGAGCUUCCCAGAUAGGAUUGCCACACCAUCGUCCUUUGAGGUGGUUGAUGGUGUUACGGGGCUGCUUACAAAGCUUUCAGGUGUCUGGGCGGGAGGGGUGCAGGGAGAAUUCAAGGCUGAGAUUCCCAGUGUCGAUGUGAAUUUGAAUCUUGGUAUGAGCUUCCCGGACAUCCAGACCUUGUUUUCGACACCAAAGAUUGCCAUCUUUGACAUCUUGAGCGAUUCGACCAGCAUGGGAAGCUUUUCCGAAACCGUUGGUGGUACGCUAGAGUUUUCAUUGGAAUCUUUCACGUCUUUGGGCCACCUUGCGGAUCUCGUUAUCCCUGGCAUCGGUGAUCUCAUGUUGGGUGAUGGGGCAUUUUCAAACUUUGUUGAUGCCGUGCAGCAAUUCUUUGAUCGCAUUGAUAGUUUCACAUUUGGUGCUAGUGGUUUCAUCACAAGUAUUGAUAUCCCAUUCCUCAAGAAGAAGAUUGCCACUUCGUUGGGUGCUGGCAGUGGAGGCACCAGUGGAUCCAGUGUGUUCAAGCAAGCUGGUGCCAAAAUUGCAGGAGCCUUUGACGAUGCACUUGACACACUAGUGGGUGAACUCGGUGGAACAAUUGCCGAAGAAGUGGCUAGCUUGCUGAACGAUGUACUGGCCGAUUAUCUAGUUCCGGACCAAGAAGUGGAGCCUAUCUGUGGUUGUGGCGAAGACGAUGAUGGCAACUUCUUGUCUGGAGAUGAUUGCCCAUGCGCAGACAAUGAUGGCUCCAUUGAAUCCAUUGAGUGGAAGAUCCCACUCGGAGGAGCAGCUUUGACCUUUGAAAUCCCUCUUGAUUUUGAGCUCGAUACAAAGCUUGCCCUUGACCUGAAUUUCACUCAAGCCGAUGACGAACCAAUCGUGCUAACUAUUGGGUGGUCUUUCACAUUGGGUAUUGGAUAUGAUAUUGAAACAGGACUCUUCCUCGACACAUUCCCAGGAGACACGGAGAUCAGCAUUGAAGCUCUCCUUUCUGUGACAUCGCCUUCCAUUACCGCAUCGCUGUUUAAUUUCUUGGAUGCGAAUUUAACAGACACGAAAUGUGAUAUUGCUGCAGGCUUCUUCAUUGACUUUGAUAAGGUUGCUGGAUUGCGCCUAUCGUCCGAAGAGAAUGCAACUGACCGAAACUAUGGUCGUAUGUCACUAUCGGACUUCAAGGGUAUCUCAACUGACUUCUUCCAGCCACUGGUCAGAGCAGCUGCAACUUUUGGUACCCACAUGGAGCUUUCUGUUAGUGACGAAUUGAUUGGUGAUGCUGCAAAUUAUGUGCCCAAACUCUCCGGAGAUAUCGUUGGCGUUCUCUACAAGGAAAUCACCACCGACGACCCAACACCUGCACCUUCUCCUGCGCCCACGUCUGCACCAGGUGCCAACACAAGGCGGCUUGAAAGGGUCGAAAGAGACCUUGCUGGCUUGGGACGACUCUCGCCGACCGAACACAACGCACGAAGGCUGAUGGAGACAAUGAGGUCUCUGACAUUCACUGAUACUCUAGCCACAGGGUACGACUUCAGUGCAGAAUACUGCGCCAUCCCCGAGGACGAUCCCUCCACAGGAUGCCUUCUGGUUCAGAAUUUGGAAAUGGACACUCAAAAGCUUGUGGAUGUCUUCACCCCUGCUAUUGAAAUUUUUGUGACAUCUGACGGUGACGGCGCUCUUGAUGAGCUCGCCGCUCCACUACUCCCUCUCAAUGAUCCCAUCCCAGGAGUCUCUGAUCUCACCGGGAAAGAAAUGACGAUCCUCGAUGCUGGUGAAGCUUAUCCAAAGGCUGCCAGGGGUGUUGCCGCAGUUCGCACAUUCCUAGAAACCUAUGAGAAAAUCAAAACCUUUGUGGAGGACUUCACAGAAGAUGGAGUGAUCACAAUCGCAGAUGAAUGCGACGUUCUUGCUGGCUUUGAGUGUACUGGUGGUCUGUUCGGUGAAGAUGAGGGUGACGAAGCGGAAGGGAGAAAACUUGAGGUCACGGAAGGUGCCCAUGAAAUCUUUGCCUUGACCAACAAGGAAGGACUUCCGAUUUCCCCUGCAGACUUUGAAUUCAGGCGUCGACUGGGCACAUGUGAUACUGAUGGGUCCACUUGUACAGAUGGAACUUUUGACGGUGACUGUUCCACCUGUUGUUCGGGUUCUUGUUCAACAACUAGUGAGAAAGUAAAGAAGGCCAAAUGCCUGAAGGAGAAGGUCAAGUGCGUGGCCAACGGCAUUGAUGGUCUUUCAUUCCCAUUCCUGUCCGAUCCAACUGUUAUGAUUGGACUCAUCACUGGUGAUGACUUUGGUCUCGUUGAGUACGCACCAGAAGCUCUUGAGUUUGCUCUUGCAGCUGAGUUUUGCUACACUUUGUACACACCACCGUUUGUUGAGCUCUGCAUCCUGCUAGAGUUUUCAUCUACGUUGAGAUAUGGUGUCUCUUUGGACACCAAGGGAAUCAGAGAAGCUGUCACACAAAAGGAGCCUAUCAAGGCUCUCAACAGUUUUGCCAUCAUGGAUCUAUUUGAUGAUGUGGAUGAGCCUAUUCUGAUCCUUGCUGGAUCUGUUGGUCUCAAUAUCAAUGCCAAUGCUGUGUUUCUCGAAGUUGGACUAACAGCCACAGUUGGAUUUGUUGCUACUGCUGACAUCUUUGAUCCAUUCCCCGAAACCAGUGGUGGACUUGUGCGUCCUUACGAGCUAAUCACCUACCAGGGUCUAAAUCCCAUGAAUUGGUUCGAGUUCACGCUCUCCAUCUACUUUGAACUGGAAAUGUACAUCAGAGUUCAAAUCUGGCUGAUCUUUGACAAGAUUACUAUCUAUGAGUUGUCAUACUCCAUUCGUGAAGAGCUUAUUGAGCCAAUUGAGAUCUCUCCACCUGGUGUGACGCCAGUUGUCCAAGUGGAGGGUGGUGAACUUGUUUUGACCGCUACCAGUGAGGCUGAGUCCUCUGGCCUGGUGUGUGUUUCUCAAGAUGGAGUCCUCGGAGAGGAAACCAUAGAAUGUGCCAUUGGGCAGAAGUUUGCAACUGGCGAGGGCGUUUCACAACUUUCCCUAACUACUAGUGGUGCAAGCGGCCGUGUUCUCGACAUGCUUCAUUACGAUGGAUCAUAUGCGGGCCGCAUGGUGCUAACCAGCAGUACAGAUGCCACCUUCACCAGCAUUCAGUCUCCCAUUGACCUUGGAGAUGUUGGCACCUUGUCACUCAACUACUAUACCUCAGGAACAACAAUUCUGAGCAAUGGAGCCAUUGUAAUUGAGGCGAUGGCGAUCCAGGCAGGACUUGCCAACGUGAAGUUUAAUAAUAUUCAGGCAGGCUACCUGACCCUUCCAUUUCCUGAGGUUCAGGAUCUAACAACCACACUGAGCGACUGUAACCAUCCCUACACCCUUGAUGGGCACACCAACCUAGUCAUCGAUGCUGCGAACAUUCAAUCUGGUUGUUCUGUGGUUGCAACUGGUGGUCAGAAUGAAGCCAGUGUGCUUAUUGAUUUCGGAACUUCUACUAGUUGCCCUGAUGGCAAGAAUUCCUUGACUGUGUCAACGAGCGGUGAUUCCACCACCAUUGAUUUGUAUCGAGCAUCGGAUGGGCUGACCAAAUCAUUUUCGUUUGGUCCUGCAUUCCAAAUCUUUGAGUUCCUAAUGUCUGAAUGUGAUGACACAGUCACUUUGGACAGCACCCUGUCUACAACGCUCUCUGUGAAGAUCAAUGGAAGAUCUGGUGAUGACACUGUGACUGUUGGAGAUGCCAACAAUGGUGUAAACCUCAUCUAUGGUGACCUCGAUGUAAUCGGAGGACCCAGUGUUUCGGGUGAUACUCUGAUUAUCAUUGAUACUCCAGCAUCAUCAGGCAAGGUGGAAACCAUUUCGUCCAAGUUCCUAGAUGGUUUCCUUCUUGGAGAGAACCAGACAUUCGAAUACAACACCUUCGAAGUCCUUGAUGUGUCCUUGUCCGACACAGCCAAUGACCUGACCGUCACAUCUACGCCCCUGGGAUCAUCCACCUACAUCUAUGGUGGCUCCUACGCUGAUCUCUUCACCAUCAAUGCCACAAAGGGAGACAUCCAGAUUGAGGGACGAGACGGAGAUGAUGUGUUUUCUGUCUACGAGCUCUACACUGGUACAACUGCUGUAUUCAAGGGUGAGGGCGGAGAUGACACUCUUCAAAUUGAUGGACGGGUGAACGGUGGAGCCACACAGGGCUCCACCAUUGAUGGAGCUACGAUUGAGUGGAGUGGAGGUUUGAACGAUGACACUCUGGAUACGUACUUUGUCUCUUAUGGAGAGAGUGUCAUUAACAUUGUUGAUGACCAUGAUGGGACGAACAAGAUUCAGCUGGACUGUGCUGACUUUGCUUGCUACGUGCUUAGUCGAGAGAACUUCCUUGCCAAUAUCCACACCCCUGAUGCCAACACAAGUACAAUCGAGAGGAUCAACCUCGAAUCAACUGCUACCAUUCAAAGCUUGCUGAUCCGCCUGAAUGAGGGUCUGAAUGAAAUGUUCUUUGAUGACACUAUGGCGAAAACUGAUGUCUACGGUGGGUCAGAGAGAGAUGAGUUCCACAUUGGACAAAAGUACAAUUCUGAAAGAGAUGAAAUGGCCGGUGUUGACGACCCCAUUGACACAACUCUGACGACCCAAGGAUAUCUCUCGGAUGGUAACCACCACACCAUCGUGAUCAAUGGACAGGGUGGAGGGGAUUACUUUGAUGUCAUCCGAAACACUCAGCUACUGGAUCUCAACGGAGACUCUGGGGAUGAUACAUUUGUCAUUCGCUCCUUCUUGGCGCUGAGGAUUGUGGAUGGUGAGACUCUGGAGAGCGACGCAGGAGACGUCACAGCUGCUGGAGGUGAUGACAGUGACUACUUUGAGAUCGGAGAUACAGUGACUUCGUAUGUUGUCAAUGCUGGAGUUGAUGUUGAUGGUGGCACAGGCAACGAUCGAGCUGUUAUUGUUGGUACUGAGGCUGAUGACAACUACGUGGUCACUGACGGGAAUAUUUAUGGCGGUGGUCUGUCAGUCCGAUUCUCGAACAUUGAGAUGUUAGAUGUCACUGGAGAGGCAGGAAAUGAUGUCUUCUCAAUUCUCUCAACGAAUCCGAAUGUCAUCACAUCUGUCUAUGGAGCACUGGGAAGUGACACUUUUUAUAUUGCUCCCCGCAGUGUGGAUCCUGUGAUCUCCAAGAACACCAAGGGACACACUGGAGUGCUUGAACACGAGAUUGCCAGUGCUGAUGAGGAAUACAAUGGACUUCUUGUUGAGGGAAUCGCUGUCAACGUGCUCGAUAACGACGAGCUCGGCUACAUCCAGGUGGUUGAGACAUCGGCCUCAUACGUGCUGACUGAAGACGAUGAUAUGGAGUUUGACUUCUAUGUUUUCCCGACUGUGGAGCCAACUGGAUUGGUGCAAGUUGAUGUAGGCUCCCAGAUGUCGAUUAAUGACCACCCUUAUGUGAUUCUCAUGUAUGAUAUUCGAGGUGCUAAUGCCGUAGAUGGGGAGGUAGAGACAACAAAUGGAGGAACGUUGUCUCUCACCUGGACAGCAGGUGACAUGGAACCAUACCAUGUUACUGUGAGGCACAAUCCUGAUGCAGAACCAUUGAGUAUCACUGAUUACAGUGGCCUUAUUUCACUCGAUCUGUCUACCCUAACUGAAGACACCCUGUACAACACAUCAGAGCAGGCUAUCCAGCCCAUCUACAACAUGCUCAUUCCCAGAAAGGAUGGUUCAUCAGGGGCAAAGUCUGUCACUAUCAUUGAGCCCACCGGUGAAACUGUUGUUGCCGAGGGUGAUACCCAUGGAUUUGAUGCGACAUAUGACAUCUACUUGAGACCAUGCACAGAUGACAUGAAGGCAACUACCACUGUGAACAUCACGGAAACCGUUUCUGGGCAAGUGACAUUCUCACCAUCCUCCAUCACUGGUGACGAAUGGGGUGAUGAGUGCAAGGUGACAGUGACAGUGAAGGCUAUCAAUGAUGCUGUGUCUGAAGGUCUGCAUUUUGUGACCCUCGGACACACAGUUGAGGAUCUGAGUGGGAACGACAUCCUUCUUAGUGAUGACAGCAUCCUUGCUGCAUCCAAUGUGCUAGUGAAGAUUCAUGACGACGACAUUGCUGGAGUUAUCAUUGAAGAAUCCAACGGGGCCACUGCUACGGCAGAGAUUGAUGAUGCAGACCAGAGCAGGAUUUACCAGUAUUCAACACAGCCAUCCUUCAGCACUUACUUUGAAGACUCCUACCAGAUUCGAUUGUCAAAGGAACCAAGUGACACUGUCACCGUCACAGUAGAGUCCAUCGCAACAGCCAGUGAUGAUGCCGACCAGCUUGGAGGUUUAGUUAGCAAUGAAGAGAUUGCUAUCCGCACAACAGAGAGGAUUCAAGCCAAUGUCCGCCUUACCGAAGGUGGCACUCCGGACAACAGCACAACUCUGACUUUCACUCCCACCAACUGGUAUGAGUGGCAAACUGUUUAUGUUUCGGCUGUCAACGAUGCAAUCAAGGAGGGUGUCGAUCUGUUGAAUUUCCCGUCACAACCAUCCUUUCUGUCCCUCAUUCAGGGACCUCUUACGGUAGCAGGAUCGGAUUCCCCUGAUGUACCGGCAGUUUCCGACCCCUUGAUGAUGCCUGGGGAGACUGACACGGAUGAGUUCGUCGUGCCAGAUGGGUAUGAAGUUGAUGAUUCCAUGUUCUAUGCUGUGGAAGAAAAACAAGUGAAUACUCUCAUCAUCAACAACCUUGACGUGAGAGGAGAACUGGCUUCUGUUGGAACACUUCUGGCUGACCAGUUCUAUGGUAUGAAUAUGGGACAAAACUUGGUCGUUUCCGGUGCAGCACAGCGAGAUGGAAUUGUUUAUGGAGACAUGAGUGUCAUUGAGAUCAACUUGGGUGAUGGCGUCGAUGAAAUCACAGUGGUCAAUACCACGGAAGCUCUGCAUGUGAUAAACGCCAAUGGCGGCGACGAUUCCAUCCGUGUCAAGGCUGUAUCAGGUCCCUUUGUCAUUCAUGGUGGCUCUGGCAAUGACACUGUGAAGGUGUCGUCGGAUUCCUCCACAGUUGAUGAGAUCUUGGCGCUUCUGGCUUUUGAUGGUGGUACUGAUGAUUCCGAUGCGGAUUCCUUGGUUAUUGACAACACUGGGGACAGCGUGGGUGCUGAUCCAGUCCUCAAUGUCACCAGAGACUUGGUUGAGGUUGACAGCAUGGCAAUGCCUGAUUCCUCUGAAGCCCCCAGAGAAGUUUUCUUGAUUAGCCUGCGAGGGGCAACAAAUGGAUCGUAUGAUCUCCAAAUCACUGAGUCUCUCAACUCUUCCGUAACUACAUCAAUUAUCGAAGAAGUGCCAGCUUCCACCACUGCCGAAGGCCUUGAGGGACUUAUCCAAGAUGCACUGUUCCCAGAUGGCUACGAGUCCUCCUGCGGAACCACUGGAAUUACAGUGUGCUCCCAAUCAGUGAAGGUGUAUGACAUGGGAACAGGUUUCUUGGUAACUUUUGUUGGAGAACGCUUGAAUCAAGGUGUAAGCCUCGAGUACAUUACUGACAACUUGGUUAACUUUGAGAGUGAGAUGUUCCAGAAUAGCACUUUGGACAUCAAGGAGAGACCGUCCGACAUUGUCUAUGCAAACACAGAAUAUCUCGAUAUUGGAAUGGGCGCAGGGGACACAAUCUUGAACAUCAGAGGAUCGACGGCGACUACCAAGAUCACCACUCAGUCUCUUGAUGACUACAUCUUCAUCUCUUCUGAAGCGAACCAAGACAGCAGCAAUGCAGCUUCUGUUGACGUUCUUCUUGGAUGGCUUGAUUACUUGGAGGAGGAUGUGACCGUCGAGGCAGGCUCUGGCCGCCACAGGUUGAUGAUGUCUGAUGAGAAGAGCAGUAUUUCCAUGGCUGCUGAAGGUGACCCAGCAGUUCUCACAUCAACAUCUCUUACAAAUAUCAAGGAAGGCCUUGGCAAUAUCUACUUCUCUGCGGAGGGAGGCCACUGGUCUGCAGGUGUCAAUCUGUGGCUCGGGAAGAAUGAUGAUUACUUGAGCGUCACCUCCAUCCCCGCAAAUGAGGAUGGAAACGACCUUAGAACUACUACAUCCAUCCACGCAGGAAGCGGAGAUGAUGUUAUGACUGUUGAUCUUGAUGCUGAUGCGCACCCUGGAGCUGUGUUUAUUGCGAAUGGACAGGCUGGAGAUGACAGCAUUAACGGCACCACUUCGUCUCUUCCGUUGAUCCUCUUCGGUGAUGAUGGAGAUGAUGUCCUAGUGUCUGGAUCGGGGUCUGAUAUCCUCAUUGGAGAUUAUGGCCGUGUUAUCUGGACAAGCAAUGAUGGAACAAACACCACCGCUGUGGCAUCCGCUGGUGCGGGAGGCUAUGGUGAUUUUACUGAUGGUGUUGUGAGGACUGUGAGUGAAAUUGUCACUGUGGCUCCUGGUGAGGGAGGCUCGGACACACUCAUCAUGAACGAUGGAGACGAUGUUGGCAUUGGCUGUUAUUUGAAUGACACCAUUGAUGGUGGUGAUGGCAUGGACAUCUUGUUUGGAGAUGCAGCCCAGAUUUUGUACUAUGAUGAAUCCACUUCCCCUAAGAGUCUCAUGACAAUUGACUGUGAAGAUGGAGGAUAUGACACCCUCUAUGGUGGUUCAGGAAGUGUUGACUACCUUGUGGGUGGUGGCUUUGCUGAUACAAUCUAUGGUGGGACUGCGGAAGUGGACGACGCAGCUGAUGGUUGUGAUCUUGUGUUUGGAGACCAUGCACAGAUCCUGCUGGAAGAAGAGCCAGCAUUCAAGUUGAUUUCUGCUGAGACUACGUUUCCCGAAUGCACUGGAGGAGAUGACUAUAUCUACCUGGGUGCUGGUGAUGACAUUGCAUUUGGUGCAGCAGGAAACGAUCACAUUGAAGGCAAUGCAGGGCAAGAUAUUAUCUUUGGUGACUUUGGCGAGUAUGAUGCUCAGCUAAGCUACCCACAGUACAAAUCCUACAUUACACAUGCUGAAUAUUCUGGAAAUGAUACUAUCCAUGGUGGUUCUGAGGAUGAUAUCAUCUUUGGACAAGAGGGUCAUGAUGUUAUCUAUGGCGAUGAAGGCCAGGAUGAUAUCACUGGAGGGCAUAACAUUCUGCACGGAGAAGACGGAGGUGACACUAUCCAUGGAGGUGAUAAUGAAGACACCAUUGUCGGAGACAAUGCAAGGAUUCUUCGCGAAGGUACUGCUGGAAACACGUUCCCUUGGGAACACGAAAUCACCUGGGUUACAUUCCCCGCUCCGUUUGACACUGAGGUAAUCAGGGAAGUCAGGCUCUUCGAUGAUGUGGAUCUGGUUCAGGGCGACGACGUGAUCUACGGAGACGGGGGCAAUGAUGUGAUUUGGGGUCAGAGAGGUGAUGACACUCUUCAUGGUGGCGAAGGUGAAGAUGAAUUGGUUGGAGGCCUGGGCUCCGAUUACUUGGAUGGUGGCCACGGAAAUGACAUUGUUCUGGGCGACGUCGGAUUUGUUGUCCGGAGAUUUGAUGAAACAGGAACCCCCCGCCUUAACUCAGACACAAGCGGAACAACUUCAUCUUAUGUGUGGCACAAAGACAUUGUCCUGGAAGAGGUAGGCAAGAUCACCUCCGCUCACCAGAUCUCCACUACCCUCAAUUCGAGCGCCCUGUUGGCUGAGGAUGUAGCUGCCUCAUCAAUGAUGAUUGUGGCCAAUGAAUACAGUGAUGGAAAGCAGACAAGUGAUCCUAAAAGGGGUGGAUGGCCAACUGAGCUCAUCUUGUUUGAUUUGGAACCCAGUCACAACGAUGUCCUACAUGGAAGCCAUGGUGAUGAUAUUCUCAUUGGCCAGCGUGGAGAUGAUACAUUUGUAGGAGGUUAUGGAAACAACUUGAUCAUUGGUGAUGCUGGCACAAAUUCUAUUACCUACAACAUGGAUUUCCCGAAGAUCUAUGAGAUCUACCGUGCUUUGUCGGCUCCUUCUCCCUUUGAGGUGCCUCAGUACGGAGCAGUGUUCUCCAUUGAUUACAAGCUCUGGCCCAAUCAGUACCGCCAAGUUGAUUCCCUUGGAUCCAUUAUUGAUCUGGCAGUGAAUAUGGAUGAUCUCCAGUCUGACAGUAAUCUGCUUCAUGAUAUCAUUGGAGUAUCUGCCCUGGAAACUGGAGACGGAACUUGCUUGCAACCCAUGUUUGGUGCUGUGCCAGGAUUCUUGAAUUCACAGCAUCGUUUCCAUGGAAAUGAUAAUAUUGCAAGCGGCAAGGGAAGCAGCAUCGUCAUUGGAGAUGAUAUCAUUGGCAACUCUGGUUUUGACCUCUCCCAGUUUUCAGACAUUGAAACAGUUCGUGAGAGACUAGAUGAUUUGAUAAACUCUCUGAGUGUGAGAAUGAGCACGCUUGAAGUUGACACAGAGAGGUCAGGAUAUGCAUACAAUGCUGACGCGGACAUGUCUGUUGCCUGUGAUACAAUUUCAACCAAUCCAUCUGGCAGCUCUCUAGUGACUGGAGACUCUCUCACAAUUAUGGGAAGAACCUACAAGGCAGACGGGGUUGACGAAAACUCUCUUUUGCAGAUGUCGGAGGACAUCUUGAACAGAUUCCUUGACCUUGAGUUGGUCCUUGUUGACUUCCACUUUGCCCUGUAUGAGAUCCAUCACAACUUGUUGUCAAGAGCCCUCAACUCGGAGACAAGCAAUCCCAGUCUAGCGGUGCCUCUCCAUACACUGAAGCUUGCGGAUGACACGAUCAAAUCAUAUGGGAAUGACAUUGUCAUUGGUGAUUCUGCAACAUUGUUCGUCCAGGCGGAUCGGCCGGGCAUCACCGGUUUUGCUUUCGAGGGCAUGGACAAUGCCUUCGACCAGAAUGUUGAGAGAGCUCUUUCGUCGAUCCGCACUGCACGUGAGGCCGCUCGCGACGACCAUGCAAACGCCGACCUGACACCCACUAGCCCAUUUUCGAAUCAACAAAAGAACAGCCUUCCAUUUGACGACGUGCCUUUCGUCAAUUCCAUCGGAACAGAUGAGAUCUACCUGAACGAAGGAAACAAUUUGGCUGUUGGUGAUUUUGCUGUGUUGGGUGGUGUUGCGUCCUCUCGGGAUGUCAAGACUGCUGAUUUGUCAGCUUAUGUUGAAUCAGUCGAAACCUUGAGGAAGCGCCCAGUUGCGUCGCUGAAUGACAACAACUUAGACGUCUUCGGCUACUCAAUCGAAUUCUACAAUGAACGCUAUGAUUCUCAAACGUCCAAACUUGUGGAACCAAGCUAUCACGGAGACUACUUCUCUGGCAACAGCAGCAGCAACGUUAUCUUUGGCGACUACUGGACCUCGUACGGUUUCGAGCAACUCACAAGCGGGGACUUCCGGGCCGACGAGUCCUCCAACGCAUUUUCUCAGUGGGACAACGCUCGGUGGACUCUAUUUGCCGGAGACACAAUCGAAGUCGUUUCUGGAACUAAGGUUGACUCACAGAAGGGUUCAGAUACCAUCACUGGUGGUGCAAUUACAAACGACAAGAUGACUACUGAGUCGGCAUCCUUCACCCAGCAACUGAUCCAAAGUCACGGUUUGUAUGCACGGUUAAAGGAAGACUUGUACGAAGGUGUCCUUCCAUACUCGGCACUCACAGCGCUCAAGGGUGGAUACCAGUGCGUCGACCCGGAAACUGCAUCAUGGAUUCCACCCUUUGUUACGGAAGCUGGAACGUCAACAACCGAAGGUAGCUCGAAGACGUCUGCACCUGUGAGCUCGGCCCCUGUCACCGAUGCACCUGUCCCCGUGACCGAUGCGCCUGUCUCGACAGCUCCCGCCAGCUCUGCCCCCGCCACGUCAUCUCCUGUCGCUAAAGUGACGGGCUCGCCAACUACCCUCGUCACGUCAUCUCCUGUCACUCCAGUGACGGAUGCCCCAACUAGCGCUCCAACCAAAGCUCCGACGGACACCCCAACUAGCGCUCCAACCAAAGCACCGACGGAUGCCCCCACCAGCGCACCUACGGAAGGUUCCCCUGGUAAUGCUAAUGGAAACAGCAAUGGUAACGGUAACGGCAAGAACAAGAGGAAUCGUCUGCGACAUUAG
Messenger RNA from Seminavis robusta, 15774 nucleotides. NCBI's taxonomy places the organism in Eukaryota, Bacillariophyta, Bacillariophyceae, Naviculales, Naviculaceae. The record is from the annotation of a GenBank genome assembly.